AGUCACCGGAAUUCUGAAUGGUUUCACCUGUGUGUUUAUGUCAUGUGUCUAGUUUAGUAUAGUAUAUAAGCCCGGGCUUUAGCACAGGGUAUUUGUGAGGUAUUGCUUCAUUAUUGAACUUACUGAGCGUUUCUUCUGUUUUGCCAUACUCUGUUUAUUGACCCUUAUCUUCUUUCUUUGACUCUGUUUUUGCCUUUUUGUACCUUUGAUGGAUUUUUGGUGGAUUCUGAACCUUUUUGCCUGCAUUUUCGACUCUGUCUUUUGUCUUGCCCUCUGGAUUUUGUUUGUCUGGUGUUAUGAUCACAUUCGUGAUCAAAUAUCGCUUCCUGGUUUUGACCCACGCUUGUACUUUGUCUACGACCCUGCCUGGUGUAAAUGAAGCCUGUCUUCUCACUUUUAUCCGCACGUGUCUGAACAUCGCUGAAUGGUUACAUCAUUUGGUAGCAAGAGAGCUGAGGCUGACGGUGAGAGCCACCCUAGCCUGAGGGCAAUGUUUUCCCCUUUUCUGUGUGCUGUUCUGUGAUGAGUGAAAUAAAGCCGAGUUAUGGACAGACAUUUUGAUGUCUCUGAGUUUCUCGUCCUGUACGAUAUUACACGGCAAACAUUUCCUUAGCAUUGAGAUAAGCACUGAGUUAUAAAUGAACAUGAAUUGUCAUAAUGAGUGCUGGACCUGCUAGAGUUCAGUCUGUUUGCAUGUAUUUGUUUUAGACCCCAAACAAAGCCUUUAACACAAUGCAAACUUGUUUGGAGCUCAGACGGAGACAUUUGGAGUUAAGUCCCUCCUACUUGGACUUGGUCCAGCUUGCAGCAAUACGUACUUUCAUUUUCCGUGGAAAGCAGUGUGUAAGCCACUCUUCCUGCGGGGUACAGAAACGUCUUUCAGAAGAGGAAGGAACAGUGAACACCAACUGCACUCCACGACGAAAACAACAGCUCUUCAUUUCAGGUGAAUAAUUCAGUUCGCUUUAAAGAUGUCUGACACUGCUGCUUCGCUCUCUAACACUGGGGGUGGCUACACCAUUGUGACCCACGUGAUCUCCCCACGAACAUCAACUGAACCUGGGCAAAUUGUGUCCACUGGAGGUCCGCUUCAGAAAUUUCUGAAAGGAAAACCAAAAUUAUUAGGAAGUGUUCAAAUUACCAUCGGUUUGUUGACACUCUUGCUUGGUAUUUUGAUGAACUUAAGUAUGCCCGGGUUCACUGUCUUCGGUGGAAUUGCAUUUUUGGGUGCUUUCAUGUAUAUCAUCACCGGCUCUCUGGCUGUUUCAGCAAGUAAAAACCUUCAUCGCUGUGUGGUGACGGGUGCUCUGGUGAUGAAUGUGAUAAGCACAAUAACUGCAGCAAUAACCAUCACCCUGUUUUCACCGGUUUUUGUAUCUGACAAUGGUUGUUCAAUGAGCCCAGACUUUGUGAUUAUAUUGCUGGUGAUUUGUUCCAUAAUUCAGUUCAUCAUCUCCAUCUGUGUCUCAGCCUUUGCCUGUAAAGCCACCUGCAGCACUGGACCUUCUGUGAAUAUCAUUGUGGCUCCAAACCAAGCAGGAUGUCCUGUAUACACCAGUGAACAGCAUCCACUGUAUGAAGUUAACAGUGCCGCCAUUUACAGUCCACUAAUGGAAAGUCCUCCACCAUACAGUGAGAAAGGACAACCAGAUAAUUGAGACUAUAUCUCCAGAUUAGACCACAAUAACAUUAUAUCUGCACUGCUGUUAUAGAAGUACACAUAUGUUUUUAUCAUAAUACAUGCUACAUUGCUAAUUUUAUUUUUAUUGUACAGCCUGUAAUUUUAUUUAUAUGAUGUUUGAUGUCAGUUUUUUUCAUUUUUUUUUCUUCAAAGUAUUAAGAUGGACUGCACUAAUGCAAGGAUGUUUCAAUAAUGCAAUCACAAUGUAUAUAAUUCGUUUUUUAAGUAAAUCAAUUUUCAAGAUGCAUUUUCAUCCAAAGUAUUGUUAGAUUGUAUUUUAUAUCAUUUGGACACAUUG
Messenger RNA from Colossoma macropomum (tambaqui), 1979 nucleotides. Its product is annotated as membrane-spanning 4-domains subfamily A member 4A-like. NCBI's taxonomy places the organism in Eukaryota, Metazoa, Chordata, Actinopteri, Characiformes, Serrasalmidae. Gene Ontology annotation, cellular component: membrane. The transcript is spliced from 9 exons. The record is from RefSeq and is a predicted model, not a curated record. The coding region runs from base 972 to 1658 and encodes 228 amino acids.